Messenger RNA from Arthroderma uncinatum, 888 nucleotides. Its product is annotated as ATP synthase subunit gamma. Gene Ontology annotation, molecular function: proton-transporting ATP synthase activity, rotational mechanism. Gene Ontology annotation, biological process: proton motive force-driven ATP synthesis. The transcript has 6 exons. Lineage: Eukaryota; Fungi; Ascomycota; Eurotiomycetes; Onygenales; Arthrodermataceae. The coding region runs from base 1 to 888 and encodes 295 amino acids. The record is from RefSeq and is a predicted model, not a curated record.
AUGCUUUCGCGAACCGCCCGCCCGGCGUGGAAGGCCGGCUCUGCCGUCGUCCGUGCUCCCGCCAAUGCCGCCAACUUCGCUACCCUGCGUGAGAUCGAGGGCCGCCUGAAGUCCAUCAAGAACAUCGAGAAAAUCACCAAGACCAUGAAGAUCGUUGCCUCGACCCGUCUCAACAAGGCCCAGCGCGCCAUGACUCUCUCCAGAGCGUACGGUGAGACGUCCGAGUCCGUCUUCGAAAAGGCAGAGACCAAGCCCCUCGAGGACCUCAAGACCCUCUACGUCGUCGCCAGUUCCGAUAAGGGUCUCUGCGGUGGUAUUCACUCCGGUCUCAGCAAGGCCACCCGCCGCAUGAUCUUGGAGAAGCCCGACGCCGACAUCGUCGUGCUCGGAGAGAAGUCCAAGGCCCAGCUCUCCCGAUCCAACGAGGGCAACCUUGUUCUUUCCUUCGCUGGUGUUGGCAAGGACGUUCCCACCUUCGCUGAAGCCCAGGCCAUUGCCGACCAGAUCUGCCAGCUGCCCACCGACUACGCCAGCAUCAAGAUCGUCUACAACAAGUUCAUCAACGCCCAGAGCUACGAGCCCACCACCGUCGAGGCUUUCUCCGAAGAGGCCAUCAUCCAGUCCCCCAACGUUGUCGCGUUCGAGGUCGACAGCGAGGUUCUUGCCAACCUCCGUGAGUAUGCUCUUGCCAACAGCUUGUACUGGGCUUUGGCUGAGGGACACGCUUGUGAAAUCUCUGCCCGUCGUAAUGCUAUGGAGAACGCAUCCAAGAACGCCGGUGACAUGAUCCAGCGAUUCCAAAUUCUCUACAACCGACAGCGUCAAGCCGCCAUUACCGGUGAAUUGGUUGAGAUUAUCACUGGUGCUACCGCCUCCGAGGACAUGUAA